GUGUAUUUCAAGAAUCUCUCAAAACAGAAACAAAAGGAAGUCAUGGAGAAGAAUGAAAACAACCACAAACUUCGUGUUUGUGUUGCUACUUGCAACCGUGCUGAUUAUUCAAAAUUAGCUCCUAUUAUGUUUGGUAUUAAAGCAGAACCACAGUUCUUUGAGCUUGAUGUCGUAGUGCUUGGUUCCCACCUGAUUGAUGAUUAUGGUAAUACCUAUCGUAUGAUUGAACAAGAUGACUUCGAUAUUCAUACAAGAUUGCACACCAUUGUGAGGGGGGAGGAUGAGGCAGCUAUGGUGGAGUCGGUGGGCCUUGCAUUGGUCAAGUUACCGGAUGUCCUGAACCGCCUGAAACCUGACAUAAUGAUAGUUCAUGGGGACAGAUUUGACGCUUUGGCCCUGGCCACAUCUGCAGCCCUGAUGAAUAUUCGCAUUCUUCACAUUGAAGGUGGAGAAGUCAGUGGUACCAUUGAUGACUCUAUUAGACAUGCGAUAACCAAACUGGCCCACUACCACGUGUGCUGCACAAGGAGUGCAGAGCAGCAUUUAAUAGCCAUGUGUGAAGACCAUGACCGCAUCCUUUUAGCAGGCUGUCCCUCAUAUGACAAGCUUCUCUCUGCCAAAAAUAAGGACUACAUGAGUGUUAUACGCAUGUGGUUAGGUGAAGAUGUCAAAACCAGAGAUUAUAUAGUUGCUCUGCAACAUCCUGUAACCACAGAUAUUAAACAUUCCAUAAAGAUGUUUGAGCUGACACUAGAUGCACUCAUCUCCUUCAACAAAAGAACACUUGUUCUAUUCCCUAAUGUGGAUGCAGGAAGCAAAGAGAUGGUUCGGGUGAUGAGGAAGAAGGGCAUUGAACAUCAUCCCAAUUUUCGGGCAGUAAAGCACGUACCAUUUGACCAGUUCAUUCAGCUAGUUGCUCACGCUGGUUGUAUGAUUGGUAACAGCAGUUGUGGUGUCAGAGAGGUGGGUGCGUUUGGUACACCUGUCAUCAACCUGGGGACACGUCAGACAGGAAGAGAAACAGGUGAAAAUGUUCUUCAUGUUCGUGAUGCUGAUACACAGGAUAAGAUUCUGCAUGCUCUACAGCUGCAGUUUGGUAAACAGUAUCCAUGCUCAAAAAUAUAUGGAGAUGGUAAUGCUGUUCCACGGAUUUUGAAGUUCCUUAAAUCUAUUGACCUCAAAGAGCCACUGCAAAAGAAAUUCUGUUUUCCUCCUGUCAAAGAUAAUAUCUCUCAAGAUAUUGACCAUAUUCUAGAGACACAGAGUGCUCUGGCUGUGGAUCUAGGUGGAACAAAUCUCCGAGUAGCAAUUGUCAGUAUGAAGGGUGAAAUAGUUAAGAAGUAUACCCAGCUCAAUCCUAAAACUUACGAAGACAGGCUAGAAUUAAUUCUAAAGAUGUGUGUAGAGGCUGCAUCAGAGGCAGUAAAUGUGAACUGCAGAAUUUUGGGAGUAGGUGUUUCCACAGGUGGACGGGUAAACGCCCGAGAAGGGAUUGUGCUUCACUCAACAAAACUCAUUCAGGAGUGGAGCUCUGUGGAUCUCAGAACUCCAAUAUCUGAUGCUCUGCACCUCCCAGUCUGGGUGGACAAUGAUGGAAACUGUGCUGCUCUAGCAGAGAGGAAAUUUGGUCAUGGAAAAGGAAUAGAAAAUUUUGUAACACUCAUUACUGGUACAGGAAUUGGAGGUGGAAUUGUUCAUCAACAUGAACUGAUCCAUGGCAGUUCCUUCUGUGCUGCUGAGCUUGGACAUAUUGUUGUAUCUUUAGACGGACCAGAGUGCCUGUGUGGUAGCCAAGGAUGUAUAGAAGCAUAUGCCUCUGGAAUAGCAUUACAGAGAGAAGCUAAGAAACUGCAUGAUGAGGAUCUGCUUUUAGUAGAAGGAAUGUCAAUGAAGAAGGAGGAGGUGGUUAGUGCUGCACAUCUCAUUCAAGCAGCUAAACUUGGGAAUGCAAAAGCAGACAGCAUUCUCAGAACAGCUGGGAUGGCAUUAGGCCUUGGAGUUGUGAACAUUCUGCACACCAUGAACCCCUCUCUUGUGAUCCUUUCUGGAGUUCUAGCUAGCCACUACGUUAAUACUGUCAAAGAUGUGAUAAAUCGACAGGCUCUGUCCUCUGUUAAAACUGUGGAUGUGGUGGUCUCAAAUCUAGCAGAUCCUGCUCUUCUUGGGGCUGCAAGCCUGGUACUGGAUUAUACUACACGUAGAAUAUACUAGGUACCUGGAUGAAUUACAGAAAAAGACUAUUCAGAUUCCGAAUGGGUGGAGGGAAUUUCUUUGAGAGCAGCUACUGAAUCAGAGUAGUGUUUUGAAUAGUUAGUGACUACUUCCUAAUUGAGGUAUUAUCUUUUUGUAUUUUUCCUAAAUUUCAUCUGACUUCAUAGGAACUACUGUGCAAUUCUGUUGGGUUUUUAUCACCCAUAUGUUGCUUUAAGUGUAGCUGAAUUAUUUAUGAGCAUAUCUUGAUAUAUGGUGGGUAAUAUGUGUAUGAUGUGUCAAAUUAUAGCUAACACUUGGGGAUCCAUAUCUCAUUUCCCACUUAUGUGAAAUGAGAAGUCUACAACGUGACCAGCUUUUCAGCUUCUAGGCUUCCACCUGUGAAGCAAAUACGAUGUAAUCACCAAUAGCAGGUAGUAAUUUCCAGUGGAUGGAAAUGAGGGAAAUUGCCUCUACAAUCAAAAAGGCUGCAUCUGGAAAUUGUGGUUCAUGAUGGAGUGGGUGGAGGCAGUUAUUUAUUAUAUCAUCUUUAGAGGGCAGAGUCCCAUUUUAAAAGCUUUGCAUACAAAGAAAAAAAGACCAUGGUCUAGUGAGCUUACAGCCUGCAGAGCAGUCCAAACUGACAAGUACAGCAGUAAGCAUCCUUGUCUUCUGGCUAUGGCCAACAGUAAAUUAUUGUUUGAGGUUUCUCAAGGGACUUAAGUCUACUACUUUACCAAAUUACCAGACAGGGGACUGUUUAUUCUUUGGUAGCCAGAUAUGGCAUAUCUGAUCAUAAGACUCUGCCUUUCAGGAACACUCUUCCACUUCAGAGUGACAUAGUACAUUGCUGGUGACUGAAAGUACACUGUUCUAGUCCUGCAUUCACCAUUAGCUCAGAGGACGGAAACUAAAAUCUGAGCCUUAUCCUCACCUUCCACACAUUCAGAAGCCUGGGAGCAAAGUAUGUCAAAUACCAAUGAAGGCUUGGCUAGGUAAACCACAGUUUAU
This is a messenger RNA of Leptosomus discolor (cuckoo roller), 3201 nucleotides long. It is a transcript of the gene GNE, whose product is annotated as glucosamine (UDP-N-acetyl)-2-epimerase/N-acetylmannosamine kinase. Lineage: Eukaryota; Metazoa; Chordata; Aves; Leptosomiformes; Leptosomidae. Gene Ontology annotation, biological process: UDP-N-acetylglucosamine metabolic process. Gene Ontology annotation, molecular function: N-acylmannosamine kinase activity; hydrolase activity, hydrolyzing O-glycosyl compounds; UDP-N-acetylglucosamine 2-epimerase activity. The record is from RefSeq and is a predicted model, not a curated record.